This is a messenger RNA of Naegleria lovaniensis, 1209 nucleotides long. RefSeq lists its product as uncharacterized. Lineage: Eukaryota; Heterolobosea; Eutetramitea; Acrasida; Naegleriidae. The record is from RefSeq and is a predicted model, not a curated record. Gene Ontology annotation, molecular function: ubiquitin protein ligase activity; protein binding. Bases 1 to 1209 code for a protein of 402 amino acids. The transcript has a single exon. Gene Ontology annotation, biological process: protein polyubiquitination; proteasome-mediated ubiquitin-dependent protein catabolic process.
AUGCAAGAGAUGGAAAACCCUUCCUCCUUCUCGGAUUGGAUUCCAAACCAACCCACCGAAACAACAACUCCAGAAUUGAAAACACAAGUGGCAGAUGGUGGUGUUCGUUUAAUUUUACUUUCAUCCCUUUCCGAUCAUGCAAAUCAUGUUCAUUUGCUUAUUCAACAACUCUCGAACAAGCUUCAAUUCUUUCAAAAAAGAGUUGCCUUUUCUCUCAAUUUUGAUCUCAUCCAUUCGUUCGGCCAAGUAGUAGGUUGGCAUCAACUCUUGGAGAGCAUGUUUACGCAUCCAUUUGACAUCAAAAUUUCAAAUAAUCAUCAUUGUAUUAUGGUGAGUGAUGCAUAUGUCAAGAGAAUUCACGUGUUUGACUUGACUACACGAGAAUGGAAGCUUUCAAUUCAAACUACGGGAAAACCUUAUUAUUUAUGUUUGGAAGAAAAUUAUGAUGGAAAAAGAAAUCAAGACGCAUUGAUUUUUGAAUGUGUCACGAAAGAUGAACAUGUCAUUUACAAGUACGAUUUACAACAAUUGUUAUGUAACAAGAGCUGUGAAUAUCUAUGGAAAUAUUUCUCUACUGUCAGCGAAUUAGGAUCUUGUAUGUGCAUCCAAUAUAAUAAGGAGGAAUGUGAAAUUGAAAAUUUGAAUGACAACAAGAGUUCAAUGUCAGACUCUCGAAAAAAGCAGAAGAGCAAGUUAUCUCGUCGUUCAGAGAAGAUGCGUAAUUGUUUACUUGUGAGUGACUAUAAUGCCAAUAGCGUGAAAAUGUUCAAUGCUAAAACAGGAAAUUUUGUGAAAAAUCUUGAAUUUAAGGGAAAAGAAGUGAAGAGCCCUUAUUUCAUGCUUGUGACACGAGACAGCAAUGAACUUAUCUUGACUGAAGUAGAUCCAUCAAACCGUGUCAAAAUUUACAAAGAACGGUCAAAGGGAAUUUGGGAUUUUGUAAUUGAAUUUGGAACACAACAAAAAUUGUAUCACCCAUUUUCAUUAGCGUACGAUUCAGUGUCCAUGAGAAUUGUUGUGAGCGAUUAUGAAAGACAUCGAAUUGUUGUUUAUAAUAAGAAUGAUGGUAGUUUUAUAACGCAACAUGGCAGUAAGGGACAAAGUCCCCAAAAACAUUUUAAAAAUCCAAAUGGAAUUUGUUUGGAUGAGAGAAAUGGUGAAUUAUAUGUUUGUGAUUACAAGAAUUUUCGAGUCCUUGUUUUCAAGUAA